AUGUACGUGGGCUAUGUGCUGGACAAGGACUCUCCCGUGUACCCCGGCCCUGCCAGGCCCCCCAGCCUCGGCCUGGGCCCCCAGGCCUACGGUCCCCCAGCCCCACACCCUGCACCCCCGCAGUACCCCGAUUUCGCCAGCUACACUCACGUGGAGCCGCCCCCCGCGCCCCCUCCGGCCUGGGGCGCGCCCUUUCCUGCGCCCAAGGACGACUGGACGGCGGCCUACGGCCCUGGGCCUGCGGCCCCAGCGGCCAACCCAGCCCCACUGGCAUUCGGGCCCCCUCCGGACUUUAGCCCGGUGCCUGCACCCCCCGGGCCGGGCCCGGGCCUCCUGGCGCAGCCCCUGGGUAAGACUCGGACCAAGGACAAAUACCGCGUGGUCUACACGGACCACCAGCGCCUGGAACUGGAGAAGGAGUUUCAUUACAGCCGCUACAUCACCAUCCGGAGGAAGUCGGAGCUGGCCGCCAAUCUGGGGCUCACUGAGCGGCAGGUGAAGAUCUGGUUCCAGAAUCGGCGGGCCAAGGAGCGCAAAGUGAACAAGAAGAAGCAGCAGCAGCCACCGCCUCCACCCCAGCAGCUGCCCCCAGUACUGGCUAGCACCCCUGCGCCUGCUGGAGCACCUCUAGGAAGCCUGUGCCCCAACAACGCUGGCCUCCUGGGAGCCUCGUCCCCCAUGUCUGUCAAGGAAGAAUUUCUGCCUUAGCCUUUCCAGGCCUGGGGCUGGAGUCUGGGGGUUCAGGUGCUGGCAACUCAGCGUCUACUGGGUUCUAAGAGGCCUGGUCUGAGUACCAGCCUUGCCACUGACCUUUGGGGUCACCAGAGACAAGCCACCCAUCCAUUCCUGAACCCCUUGACCUGCACCCCUUGACUGUGCAUGAGGUCUCAGACUCCUGGGGGUGUCUCAAGGCCCAGUGGCUGCAGGGGAGAAAAAGAUAAGUUCCCAGGCCCUUCCCCCACCUCCCCAACAGAUUCAUGGGGUGAAAUGCCGGGGGGGGGCGCUGCACUAGGGACCUGGCCGAACCUGGAGGUCGGGGAUAUGGGUCAGAGAAGAUGGCAUGCUCCCAGACCAUCUGGAGGGGCCAGGGCAGGGGUGCGGUCAGCUCUGCCUUCUUCCUGCAGCCUUACCUGUACCUGCCCCCUCCUGGCUGUUCUGACUCACUCCAGCUUGGAGGCUGACACUAAAUCAGCACUGGGCCUGAGGGAGAGGCUCUACCACCAUCUUUGGCUAUUCCCCUGAACUCCCAGGAGGCCUCAGGACAGA
Dipodomys ordii (Ord's kangaroo rat) is the source of this 1266-nucleotide messenger RNA. It is a transcript of the gene Cdx1, whose product is annotated as caudal type homeobox 1. Gene Ontology annotation, molecular function: RNA polymerase II transcription regulatory region sequence-specific DNA binding; DNA-binding transcription factor activity, RNA polymerase II-specific. The transcript has 3 exons. Bases 1 to 708 code for a protein of 235 amino acids. Gene Ontology annotation, biological process: animal organ morphogenesis; anterior/posterior axis specification; regulation of transcription by RNA polymerase II. The record is from RefSeq and is a predicted model, not a curated record. NCBI's taxonomy places the organism in Eukaryota, Metazoa, Chordata, Mammalia, Rodentia, Heteromyidae. Gene Ontology annotation, cellular component: nucleus.